UGCGGAAACCCGGAGAGUAUCCACGGUGGUUCCUCCACUACAAGCGGGCGGCCGAAGAAACCAAGCACGGCAUCCUCAUCCUUCAGCUGACGAACGACUACUUCAAGUCCAAGGCAUGCCGCUGGGAGUUUGGCUACGUGCGCAAGCCCGAGCUCGUGCACGUCUUCGUCCAUGGCGCGGAUGGGCCGCAGAUCUUGCGCUGGCAGGAGUUGAUGGCGAGGCCGGCACUCUGCAAGCAAGCCUUUGGGGGCACGAGCGAUGAUCGCGCGCAGCUGAACCAGGUGGCCGAGAACAUGGCCAACGAUGAGGAGGUGAAGGCUAUGGAAGAUCUCUUGGCCCAGGUGGGCAAGGCUGCAGACUUCCGUGGAGGCUCAAGAGCACCAGGCCUGGUGUGA
Symbiodinium necroappetens is the source of this 395-nucleotide messenger RNA. The record is from the annotation of a GenBank genome assembly. NCBI's taxonomy places the organism in Eukaryota, Dinophyceae, Suessiales, Symbiodiniaceae.